AUGGCUACGCCCACAGUUUCAACCUUCGUUGGUUAUGUGAUCCUGCAGCCCAUCAUCGUGGGGAUGAGCACUGCUGUGCUCUCUUCCUUCUUGUCCUACGAAAUCGCUGGACAGGUUGACUGGAGGCCGAUCACCGUAUGCUCGACAUGUGACAUUCUUACUGGCAGUUUUGACCACCUGAAAGAUCAAGAAGUUGUCAUCGGUGCCCUGGAUGCGGCUGCCACGAGGCGCUUUACCCCCCUGCUCCGCCUUGCUCGUAUUUUUCUGGCGUUAAAUGCGUCGCUGCUUGUUAUGGCUUUAUGUCGAAGUCCAUCAGAAGUGACAUUCAUCACCGUGGUUUUUACUGCCCCCGCUUUCCUGUGGGCGACGCCGCUUGAUCUUCAGCGGAUCGGCAGGUUAUUGAGGAAAUUCAUACGGGAAAAUUAUGAUCAAGAAGUGGAAUAUGAUUCACCCAGAUCUAAGGAACCAUUCAUCAUCAAACGAAUUCCUGGCGUGAAAGCUAUAUUGGAUGGUAUCAUUCUGAGUUGUAUGCCUUUCUUCGUCGUCCACUCAGCACUCCAGCUAUCAUGGCAAUCAGCCUAUAACACACCCCCAUGGAUGGUCAAUCGCAUUUGUCAUUGUAUUAUGGCCGAUGUACGUGACUAUGACGAGGACAAGAAGACUGGAGUCCCGACCAUACCCAUUCUUCUAGGGUCUCCCCUUAAGACCCGAGUAGUCUUGACUGCCGUUCAAGCAGUUAUGAUGGCCUUCCUCCAUAAUCCAUUCAUUGUAGGGAGUUCCUGCUUCGCAAUUGCUCUUGUUUGGAUUCUAGGGAAAGAUUCUCCGAAAGCUUACUUCCGUUUCAGUCUUCACUCACAGUCGAUAUUCAUUAUCAUGUACGCUAUUAUGUUCGUUUUGCUCUAG
This is a messenger RNA of Suillus subaureus, 903 nucleotides long. RefSeq lists its product as uncharacterized. The coding region runs from base 1 to 903 and encodes 300 amino acids. The record is from RefSeq and is a predicted model, not a curated record. Lineage: Eukaryota; Fungi; Basidiomycota; Agaricomycetes; Boletales; Suillaceae. The transcript has 4 exons.